This is a messenger RNA of Rhea pennata, 3161 nucleotides long. It is a transcript of the gene SET, whose product is annotated as SET nuclear proto-oncogene. Gene Ontology annotation, molecular function: chromatin binding; histone binding. Bases 306 to 1139 code for a protein of 277 amino acids. The record is from RefSeq and is a predicted model, not a curated record. Gene Ontology annotation, cellular component: nucleus; chromatin. Gene Ontology annotation, biological process: nucleosome assembly. The transcript is spliced from 8 exons. NCBI's taxonomy places the organism in Eukaryota, Metazoa, Chordata, Aves, Rheiformes, Rheidae.
CGCAUGCGCGCCGCGCUGCCCGCCCCUCGCCAGCAGCAGCAGCAGCAGCAGGAGGAGGAGGAGGCGGCGGUGGUGGUGGUGGUGAUUCUGGCUGUGGAGAGCGUGAGGCAGUGCGAGCGCCGCUGCCGCCCCUGUUAUCCGGGAGCCCCAGGUCCGGGUGGAGGAGGCGGGAGCGCCCCGGCGGCGGAGGGAGCCCGAGCGGUGGCAGCAGCAGCAGCAGCAGCAGGAGGAGUCUGUGCCCGGCCCCCCUCCGCUCAGUCCCGUUACAGCCCCCUCCCUCCGCGCUCCCCUCCGCAGCCACCAACAUGUCGGCGCCGGCGGCCAAAGUCAGUAAGAAGGAGCUGAACUCCAACCACGAUGGGGCCGACGAGACCUCAGAAAAAGAGCAACAGGAAGCAAUUGAACACAUUGAUGAAGUACAGAAUGAAAUAGACAGACUGAAUGAACAAGCCAGUGAGGAAAUUUUGAAAGUAGAACAGAAAUACAACAAACUCCGCCAACCAUUCUUCCAGAAGAGGUCAGAAUUGAUCGCCAAAAUCCCAAAUUUCUGGGUAACAACAUUUGUCAACCACCCACAAGUAUCUGCACUGCUGGGGGAGGAAGAUGAGGAGGCACUGCAUUAUUUGACCAGAGUUGAGGUGACAGAAUUCGAAGAUAUCAAAUCAGGUUACAGAAUAGAUUUUUAUUUUGAUGAGAAUCCAUACUUUGAAAAUAAAGUUCUCUCCAAAGAGUUUCACCUGAAUGAAAGCGGAGACCCAUCUUCAAAAUCAACUGAGAUCAAAUGGAAAUCUGGGAAGGAUUUGACAAAGCGUUCAAGCCAGACACAAAACAAAGCCAGUAGGAAGAGGCAGCAUGAAGAGCCAGAAAGUUUCUUUACUUGGUUCACCGACCACUCUGAUGCAGGGGCUGAUGAACUAGGAGAAGUCAUCAAGGAUGACAUCUGGCCAAAUCCAUUACAGUACUACUUGGUUCCUGAUAUGGAUGACGAAGAAGGGGAAGGAGAGGAGGACGAUGAUGAUGAUGAAGAGGAAGAAGGAUUGGAGGAUAUUGAUGAAGAAGGUGAUGAAGAUGAGGGGGAGGAAGAUGAAGAUGAUGAUGAGGGAGAGGAAGGAGAGGAGGAUGAAGGAGAAGAUGACUAAUUGAACACUGAUGGAUUCCACCCCUGCCCCCCUUUUUACCUUUUUAAUUUUUCUCCAGUCCCUGGGAGCAAGUUGCUGUCUUUUUUUUCUUGUGCUCAGUCGCCUUGUUCUCUUGAGGUCUCUUUUUCUCUCCUCUACACCAUGGUUCACAAUUUAUUUUGGGGGAAAUAUCUUGAGCAGAAUGCAGUGGAAAAGAAUCUACCAGUUUCUGUUUCAAGUUCCUUUUUAUCCCUUUCUGUCUCAAAACAAAAACUGUUAUGGAAUCAACACACCAUGUUCUGUGGGAAAAAAGAAAACCUUCUGCUCCCUUCACUCUGCUGGAAGCUGAAGAGUGCUAGGCCCCUGUGUAGUAGUGCAUAGAAUCUAGCUUUUUUCCUUCUUUCUCUGUAUAUUGGGCUCAGAGAUUACACUGUGUCUCUAUGUGAAUAUGGACAGUUAGCAUUUACCAACAUGUAUCUGUCUACUUUCUCUUGUUUAAAAAAAUUAAAAAAUAAAAAAAAAAUGGGGUUAUAGAAGGUCAGCGGGGGUGGGUUUCAGAUGUUUGGGUGGGUUAAGUGGGCAUUUUGACAACAUGGCUUCUUCUCCUUUGGCAUGUUUAAUUGUGAUGUUUAACAAACAUCCUUGCAGUUUAAGAUGACACUUUUAAAAUAAAAUCUUCUCCUAAUGAUGACUUUGAGCCCUGCCACUUGAUGGAGAAUCAGCAGAACCUGUAGGAUCUUAUUUGGAAUUGACAUUCUCUAUUGUAAUUUUGUUCUUGUUUAUUUUUAAAUUCUUUUUUUUUUUUUUUUUUUUUUUUUGUUUCACUGGAAAGGAAAGAAAGAUGCUCAGUUUUAAACGUUAAAGUGUACAAGUUGCUUUGUUACAAUAAAACUAAAUGUGUACACAAAGGGACUGGUUGGUCUUCACUGAAAAAACAGUUUUAAUAACCUAUUUUGAACUUGCUUAUAGUUUCUUACUUUUUGGCAUUUGGUCAGGAUUUGUGUAUUGCAAAGCAAUCUUGUGGUUGCAUGGACAGAUCAUCAGUUUAAUUGGUUUCCAUUAUUUUGCUAUUUGGAAAGUUUCAUUUAGUAGUUACUACUGCAUGUUCUGUCUCUCUUGAAUUGCCCAGCUCUUUAAGACAGGGCCAUGGAUGUAUAUGUCGUGUGUGAAUGUAGAUGUUGAUAUUCACAUUUUGCAACAAGAAAAAAUCACUUGAUUCUUUUUAGUAGCAAUGUGCCGUACUAUAUCUCCAGUAAAUGAGUAAAAAGAUCAUUCAAGCUGAAAAUAAAAAGACCAAAGGUUUGAGGUUCCCCAGUAAGAAGAGUCUUUUCAGCUGGAAAUAACUAAAUCUUAAAAGUGUAAGCUAAUUUGGGGGCUGUUUAAAAGACCAAGGUUUUUAGUGAAGCUCGAAUAAGUAUAAGGAAGUUGCUACUUUACUGCUUCAUUUCCUUGGUAGUGACCUGCCUUUAUGCUUUAUAGAUAAACUGUACUUUUUAAGAGAUUGCAUUUGAGUAACUUAAAACAAUUUCAGUUAGAAAUUGUGGUUCUAAUACUCCAAAAAGUGUAAUGAAACUUGUUUUACCAUGGUAUGCAUUUGAAAAUAUUUAAUUUGUUUUAUCAGCUAACCUCAAAUGGCUAGUUCUCUUUGGAUGUAUAGAAAAGACUGUCUUCUGGGAAGACUUGCUGUUACGUUCUGUGGUUCCUUCUUCCCAGAACUUGCUAUAGUCAAAUACAGCAUUUUUCUGGACACUUAAGAAUGCACUUUGCGAAACAAGAUUAAUCUCUAUUUGAUGCAUGCCCAAAUAACAUGGGAGAAAGAAGUGUUCUGUACGUGUCUGAUUCAGUUUGGAUACAAUCCAGUUGUUGGAGACAACACAAUGUCUGUAUGUGAUCAAUGCAAAAUGAGACAACCAUCUACUUUUUUCCAUCUCAGCAAACGCUUCUGCCCUUGAUCUUACUGUUCUCAAAGUAAAAUGCUAACUGGUAAUAGUUUCUUACUAUCUACAGAGAAAGAAUUAAAACUAUGAAGUUAUAAAUUUUAAA